This is a messenger RNA of Drosophila sechellia, 552 nucleotides long. RefSeq names its product Seminal fluid protein 26Ad (gene Sfp26Ad). The record is from RefSeq and is a predicted model, not a curated record. NCBI's taxonomy places the organism in Eukaryota, Metazoa, Arthropoda, Insecta, Diptera, Drosophilidae. The transcript has 2 exons. Bases 52 to 411 code for a protein of 119 amino acids.
AAUUAACACACGUCGAAUAGUUCAACAAUUGGUAUUAUCCGUCAUAACUAAAUGAUGGCCAGCCUCAAGUGGAUAGCUAUUCUACAAUUCUUAAUUAUUUUCGGUGCUCUUGGGAAAGACGAAGUUGACGAACUUACCGAUGUUGUACAGGAGAAGCUUUAUGAGGCUAUCUCCAAAACUGGAUCUGCGAUCAAAUCCGGAUCGGCAAGUCUUGAUAAAGCCGUAAAUAACGUUAUGAAAUUGAAAAAGGGAGCGGCUAAGUCGCUUAUGGAUAUAGUUAGCCAACGUACCUUAAACUCUGAAAAGGACGCACCCUCUUCCUUCUCAUCAUGUGCUGAGGGGGAUUUAAAUUGUGAAACCAAAGGGGUGCAGGUCGCAGGAUCCACACAGCAACCAAACACCAUUACUUAAUAUGCUUUGUAUUUCACGUGAAUAAAGCAAAUAACUAUACAACGCAUAAUUAACAAAUUAAAUAGUGGAUCAGACGAAUAGAACAUCCUAAAGAAACUAAAAUGUAUAUUUAAUGAAUAAAAGGAUUUUCUGUAAUCUUAA